Molecule: messenger RNA, 1281 nt
Organism: Cladophialophora immunda
Lineage: Eukaryota; Fungi; Ascomycota; Eurotiomycetes; Chaetothyriales; Herpotrichiellaceae
Exons: 1
Coding region: 314-1069 (251 amino acids)
Source: RefSeq, a predicted model, not a curated record
CUCUGCCCAAGUGUCUCCCACGUUACCUCGAGAUAACGCAGCUAAACAACUAGCCACAGGGUGCAUUUUCAUCAAGUGCCAAUCUCAUUCUUUAAAUCACCAUGAAUCCCGCCAUGUUGUUCAUCAGCACUCUCAUUACCGCGGCCAUCUCAAUCCCCACCGCCCUCUUCUUCACCGGCAGGUUUGGCAAUUUGGCGAACCCCGGCGCGCCAAUCGCCUACACCUGAACCUCCUCUUGCAGCUCGGGGCUUCUCCUAGCCAUAUCAAAAACACCCCGCCCCCUUCACGACUAUCGAUAUCGAUUUCUGCCGCCAUGACUGAACAGCAAGCAGGCCCCCCUUCUGUGCUCGCCACCCACACCAUCGAUCCUAGCCAACAAGAAAUCUCGCACCCGCCAAAGUCAUACACGUAUUACCAUGCCGGCCCGUUGUUCACCAUCGCCGAACUCCACACAAACGCCCUUCUCGCCCAAGCGGUGCAAAAGUGCUCCGCGGGAAAAUUCAUCCCCGUCUUGCCCCAGGAUCUGGAACAGCGGGACCUGAGCCCUCAUUCCAUCCGGGACGAGGACCUUCGCGCCCUGCUCUCCUGCGACAUGGCCAUGUUCACCUACGACGGAACCGAGCUCGACGCCGGCACGGUCGUCGAGUACAUGGUCGCCAAGAUGGCCGACAUCCCCGCCGUCGUGCUGCGGACGGACUUCCGAGGGGCGGGCGACCAGGCAGAGACGGGCGACGCGUGGAAUCUGAUGACCUCCAAUUGGCCGAGGACGGCGGGUGUGAGUGUGCAUGCGAUGGUGGGUUACAAGACCAGUCUCCAGAGGGCACAGGCCGGGGUGGAAGGGACUCUGGGGAGGACGGUCGGUGAGUACAUGAUCGAGGAUGUCGCCCAGAAGGUCGUGGAUGCUUUUGAGAAGGUGUUGAAGGAGCCCCCGAGAAUGCCGAAGGAGUUGAGAGAAAGUGUGUAUCAGUGGUUGGCCUUGAUGCCCGGCUUCAAGAACGGAGGCGAUCAGCAUAAUGCGGAGGUGCUCGCGAAGCUGUGCAAAGAGAAGCAAUCUAGAGGCUUGCUAUGAAGUACCAAACUAGAAUACUAAUAGACCAGUCAUUGCGAGGUCCACGAUGAAGUGGAAAGAAUUUUUUGAGCAGUCUCCGGCAAUCCUUCACUAAGUGACGCCGUGGUCUUAUGUACUUACUGUCCCAAACGAGCCGUGCAUAUGGCAAGAUAGCUAGACAGAAGUCCCGAAGCCUUGCGCACAGGGGACGCAGGGGAAAAAGGAGAGCAGUC